This is a messenger RNA of Kickxella alabastrina, 1542 nucleotides long. RefSeq lists its product as uncharacterized. The transcript is spliced from 4 exons. Gene Ontology annotation, biological process: regulation of cell cycle. The record is from RefSeq and is a predicted model, not a curated record. The coding region runs from base 174 to 1289 and encodes 371 amino acids. Lineage: Eukaryota; Fungi; Kickxellomycota; Kickxellomycetes; Kickxellales; Kickxellaceae.
GCUAUAGUUUUUUAUGCUGAUCACCUCUGUAUUCAUUGCUUCUUCCUUCCUCCGCAGCCGUACUAAAAGACACUAGCACCCCUGUUGCUGAGUUUUAAUUUUGGACAAUAUUUGUAUUAUCUCUUUGAUUUCUUGCCUCUACACAACUUAUCCUUAGCCAACAAGAGUACCAAAUGGCAGAGUCGCUGCAGUCACUCCCAGACAUUAUUGGGGAUGAGGACACCCAGCCCUCAGUCAACCACAACAGAAGAGGCUCGGAUGUAGCAUUAACAGGCCGCAACGAGCGAGCACUGCAAUUCUUGACUUCGAUAACAACAAGCAACGUGGUUGAUGCUGGGUAUCGGGCUGCACACAAUGCAGCGCAUAAUAACUCGGAUGGCAUCCGUUUUAACUUUGAUCCACAGAGAAUCUUGGGACAUGACAAUGUGGUCAAUUCAGUUGUGAGCGGCGUGGCUGCGGACGUUCAACAAAGGAAUUCUGGACAGAUCCUGCGAUUCGACAACGGCGAGGCUGCGCUCUCUGGCGAGUACACGAAUGCCGACAGCAACGACACGGAUGCCAGUGGCGGCCCGGUUGAUUUUGGAUUCCAGAGGCGAGUGUCGUACAGCCAAACCGAUUAUACGGAUGUGCGAAACUGCCACCACCCGACUGAGUUUGUCAUGAUGAAGCCCUCAUCGUUUCCUAUGGUAUUCGCCUCGAUCAAGCCAUUUAACGGAAAAGGUGAUGACAAGUACAGAUAUGGGGCAAGUGCGGUUUCAGAUGGCGAGCGCAAGUAUGGCAUUACUAUAAACAAGAAGGACCUGUCAUUUGCUCAUCUUUUGCAUCCUCUGCGGACCAUAGCACCAGAGGCUGAGCAUGACUCUGGGGGAGCCGUGGGUAACGCAUAUCAGCCGAAUCGACUUGACGACCCCGGGCUGCACAAGGGGCUUCAGCGCACAGUUCUUGGGCUGACGGGGUAUAUGGGCACCAUAUUUGAGUACACCCGGCCAGACGACCUGCGACAAGAGCUCAAUGACCACUUUAGAGAGACGCAUCCCGAGCUGUAUGCGGCCGGGCUAACUCUUGAUCAGAUUCGGCGCUUGAGAGCACAUAUGUUGCGAGUGACCCGCGAGCAAGAUCUCGAGCUAUCAACUGCAGCUAUAGGCUGGGUUUACUUUGAGAAAUUGAUAUGGAAAGGAUACGUGGCCAAGGAUAAUCGUAAACUCGUUGCUGGUAAGUUUUUAAUUUUUAAUUUGCUUCUGGCCGACAUUGAACAGCUGGUGGCAGGCAGCCUCAGUCACGCGGCAUAAUUGUGGGGAGCGAAGCAUUGUUCGUUCUGCCUGCAGAUAUUGUCAUCUGCGCUCUAAAUUUAUUGACAUUAUCGAAGAGCAUGACUAACAUUUUUAAAAAUUACUUUGCUAUUUUUUGUUAUUGGCCAUUGAGCAUUUUGCAUGUCUCUCAAUACGAAGCUACUUUGAAUUCAGAAGCCGAAUUUAUUGUGCAUAAAAUAGCGUGAAAUGAAUAGUUUUCACUUCCGCAACAAUUCCACUCGCUGAUUUUCUG